UGACAUUUUUGGCUAAUCUAAAUUAACAAGAGGAUGUUUCAAUUUUAUUAAAUCAAAAUUUGGUUUAUGUAUUUUCUGAAUUUCGUGAAAAUCAUUCACCUAAUUGACCCAAACAGCCAAAUUUUAUUUACUGACGCACGAACACGAAGUUCGUUCGAAUCGUACGUGUCUCAAAACGUGCUUUGUUCAGAUCGGUCGCCAUUUGCGCCACGAACGCUGUAUCGUGCUAAUGUGUGGUGUUUCCGUGAAAUUAUAGGUUAUAGUGCAAAUUAACAGCUGAAAGCGUUAAAAAUUAUCCUUAAAAACCUACAAAACAGUGUUUAAAAGAUUGGAUAUGUCAUAAACGCGUCGAAUACGUGUAACCACUUAUGACCUCGAAAUGAAGAUUGUUAAUUUUCUACGAAGGAAUAUCAAAGGUUUCGUGAACAUAGUGCCCAAAGUAGAAACUUUUGUUGAUAAAAUAUAAAGUUGUGAUAAUUAUUUUUGUUUUUAAAGUGUAACAAGUAGUUUUAUGUUAAAACAUCUCUAGUUCAAUUGGCAAUUUGGAAACCUUUUCAAAAGAGACAUUUUUAUUGAGGAAAGUAUCCCAAGAGUGAAUUUAGUGUUGCAAUUAUGAAAAUUCCGGAGACAUCUGCCAACGUCGGUGCUUAUUACGGCAAUGAAGAAACUGGCCAGUGGCAGCCCAACGGUGUGAUCCUGGAUGGUGGGGUGGGCGGCGGUGUGGUCGGUAGUGGUGAUGCAGGCAUCCAUAGGCCCCCCGUCUAUCCUGUACACAUACCUAGAGGACCUAUGCCAGCUGGAUUUGUAAUGGCCGGGGCCUAUUAUCCACCAGCACCGUAUCCUCCAGUUCCAGCUCAACCUCAAGAUGACUUUGCUGAUUACAUGUGGAUGGAGAAUGAAGAAGAAUUUGAUAAACAGGUCAUGCAACAGCUGGAAGAGGAAGCCUUAAUGGAACAGUGCAUCGAAGCUAUGCUGGAAGAUGAGCAGAGGGAGAGACAGAAUCGGCCAGUAACGAAUGGACACAAGCAUUAUCCUACGACAAGUAACAGUGGCCCUACAAUCUCCCUUGAAGAAGCUGUCUCGAGAUCAACCCUAAACCCCCUGGCUGCAGAAUUUGUACCGAGCCAAUCAAGGUUACCAACACACAGCAAACAGACUACAGUUACAGAAGAGAAGACAGAACAAUUACCAGUUCAAGUGCAAGAAUCAAGAGACAGUCCAGAGAGUUGUACAGUCUCGUCUCCGGAUCCUGAACCAAUUGUGGAAAAGACUGAAGUUUCUCUGGAACCUCAAACUGAAGAGCCAGAGAAGACUCAGCCAGAACCAACGCCCAGUUCCGUGGAAGUUCCACAAGAGAAGGCGGAGAAGCGGCCGAAAGAGAUUAAAAAAGAAGUCAAACCCAAAUCCGAAGCUAAAAAACCCAUCAAAGUUGAUACGAAACCUAAAAUCGUGAAAGCCGAAGUUAAAGUUCCCGUUAAAAAAAAGGAAGUGAAAAGUGUUAAAAGUGACUGUGAGAGUGGCAUUAGUGAUGGUGAUCGGACAGAGGAGGUAGUCGAGACGAGUAAGCCCCAAAACCAACCGACCGAGGAACUUCCCAGCUCGGGCUUCAAGCCGAUAAACUAUGCCGCAGCAGCGAAAGCUAACAAGCCCAAGAAACCGAGCGUGACCGCCACACCUGCCACUGCUGCCGCCCCCAGCGGGCCCACGGCAGAGAAGACCCCACCGACGAACCAGAAACCGAAGACAGCCGAGAAAAAAGACAAGAAACUAGAUAAGGUCCCGUCGAAAAUUGAUAAACCAAUCGUACAAAGGAAAAAUUCUACCAAGUAAGAUUUUUAGUAGAAUCUUUCGAUAAACUGACACUGGCAACACUAAUGUGUUUAUGCACCGAAAAACUCUUUGGAAAUAGGUCGAGUGAAGUUCUUAAGUAACCGGGAAAGAAUUUGUGUAAUUACAUUAAAAAGGUGUUGCAUUCUUUGUAAAGUGUUUUGUAUUUUUUUUUUUACUUUCUCGAGGUCGUUCCCUUAUUAGUAAAGUUAAGGAGAUACGGAAACUAUUUCAAUUAGUUCAAUGUACAAAAUGAUAUCUGUGGGGAUGCGAGAAAAAAUAUGUACAGUCAUAAUUUAAAUGUAUUUUUUUUUCUUUUAGAUUUUAUGUAAUAACAAUAAUGUUGUAUAUUAAUUAUCGAUAAUAAUGAUUAAACGUAAUGCAUUUUUUUUUUUUCGUUUAAAGUAGAAAAAAAAUAAAAAAUUUCAAAAAGUUGUAAAAAAAAUUAAGAUAAAUUACAUUGCAUAGUAGUCAAAUAGGAUCACCCUAUAAGCGUAUCGACGUUAGCUAGUAUUGUUUACUUUCUUGUCUCAAAUAUGAUUUAUUUCAAACUUCAGGUUAGUGAAGUAAAUCUCGACCAAUGGUGACCAUAAUGUGGGAUGAUCUUGUAAUCGAUUAGCUUACAUGUGAAAACGUGAUGAUCCUAACGUAUAAGAUGUCUUCAUAGUAUUGAUCUAAAAAAUAUAGAUAUUCAUUUUUAGAUGUUUAUGCUUAUAAUUACGUAAUAAGUUGGCUUCAAAUUGCUCCCGGAAUAUGUAAAUAAUUAUAUUUUGUUUGGAAACUCUCCCAGACCGUGUAGUAAAUUUUGUAUAUUUUCCUCAAAAUUUAGUAAUGUUUCCACAAAUAUCUCUGGUUAGAUAGUUAUUGUAGAUCCAUUUAUUUUGGGACUGUUUUUUCUGAUUGAACUACUGAGAUAUUAUUAGUACUGAAUUAUUGGUCUGCUCAGUCAAUUACAAUAAUAUAUUUGAAUGCACAUGUUUCUCUUAGUUAAAUGUAUAUGUAACGUGUUCACGAGUGCUCGUUGGCAACCGAUCAGCAAUGUGUGUUUGGAAAUUUUAUAAAUUAUCACAAGCAAAAGCAAUUGUUCACGGUGUGUUUUAGUAAAAUUUACUUUACAAUUAACGUUCAAUUGAGAAAGAUAAUUUAAAUAAAUAAUUGAAAUAUAUAUACAUAUAUAUAUAAAUAAAUGUAGUUAGUGCUGUGUUGAUAUAUAUAUAUUUAUAGUUUAUAUUAGAGAGUUUGGUCUCUUACAGAUAGAUAGAUAGAUAGAUAUUAAAUUAUUAGUCUUGAUAAAUCUAUAUUCUAUAGUGCUUGUUACAAAGACACAUACAAUGAAAAUUCUUUUUAAUGUUUUCUGAAAUCGUUGGGGUAUACAAAUUUAAAUUAAGUGUAAAUUAUGUAGUUACGAAUAAUAAUUAUAUAUGAUUUUUUUGAAGUGAAACUUCUUUAGGCGCUUUGAGAGUAAAAUUUAACUCGCGACAUAUUUGUUACGGCUAGAGAGAAAAGAUACAAUUUAGAACGAGCGAGAGUGAGAGAAUAGACAGAGCGUCUCGCGAACCGCGGAGAGGAAGACAGCGAGCUAGGUCGUUUCUCUUAUACACAGCAUUCCCUGUUACAAGAGAAAUUUGGUUUAAGGGUGAAAAAUGAAGAAAACUACAAUACUGCACCGCGAAAGAAGUUUCACUUCUGUCACGUGUACCAAGCUACACGGGGCACCAUUAAUGACAGCUGUCAAUUUGUACCAAAAUCGGGUUGUGUUUUUUGUUUUUAUUUUAAAACUCUUACCUGCCCUUUUGUAGGUGUUAGGGUAAACAGGGUGUAUGAAAGUUGCUCUCUCCAUUGAACCUUAAUACAUUACGCGCAAUGGAUGAUGCAAUGAAAGUUUGUUGUUUCCGAUUGGGCUUAGUAGGGUGCUUACUCAGACGUUAGAGUUCUUUUUUUUUUUUCAUUGCUUAGAUGGAUGGACCAGUUCACAGCCCACCUGGUGUUAAGGGGUUACUGGAGCCCAUGGACGUUUACAACGUAAAUGCGCCACCCACCUUGAGAUAUAAGUUCUAAGGUCUCAGUAUAGUUACAACGGCUGGCCCGCCCUUCAAAUCAAAUCGCAUUACUGCUUCACGGCAUAAAAAAGCAGGGUGGUGGUACCUACCCGCGCGGACUCACAAGAGGUCCUAUCACCAGUAGGUUCGCGCUCUAAGGCUUAAAUUCGGUUUUAAUUAUGUCCUCGUUACAUGAUACGUCGUGGUUUUUCGCUAAGCAGUUUGAUUCCAACAAAAUUAUACGUCGGUAAAUUGUCAAUAAUUCAUAUUUACAAAACACAAAAAGCUAAAAAAACAGACUUUCUAGUUUUCUUUUUUCCACAAAUUACUCGUGUAGGAUAUUAAGAAAAAUGUAUAGUGUGUUGUCAAGCUAAAAAAAAGCUACCAUUUUGGGAGUAAUAAUUUAGAAAAUCGUAUAUGAGUGAACAGGGAUUUAUAUUAAUAUUAUUACGUUAAUUAGUUUUUUUUUAUUUUUUUUAUUUCUAAGGUGACAUUUUGUAGUUUUUGAAAUUUAUCUUUUAAGCACAUCUAUCUACAUUGAUUAUCGUAUGUUUGUUUUUUUUUUAUUAAUUUUUUAUUUGAUAGCGUUCAUUUUACGUUUCUUUUUUUAUUAUGUAACAAUUUCGCACGCAUACGUGUCACGGGGAAUCGCACGCGCACAUCCCGUGGUCUCUGUGCGGCACAUUUUGACAGCUGUCAAUUUUGACACGCGUGAAUAUAGCAAAGGGGAACUAUGCUUCGCUCAGCAGUCUUUGUUGCUAGAUGAUUUUAACUGUGUGUGUGUGUAUUAUCUCCAGGUCCAAUAUCAUUUUAAAUUCUGACAGUAAAUAGUGGUAAUCGUAAUAGGUCCGAAAGACGGCAAUAGAGCUGUACCGUGCCGUGCCUUUUUGUUUUGAUGUUUUCAUUAUGAAAUAAUAAUCUAUAUACAAGUGUUGCGUGUGGUAAUAGGUACCGACUUGACGUAAAGGUCGGGUAGAAUAUAUAUCGAGGGAUGAAAAUCUAUUUGGUAUAAGCAACAAUUAUCUUUGUAAUUAAAGGUCCGUUUUAUUUAGUAUCAGCAUCAACAGUUCGAUGUUUUUAAUUGAACGUCAAUUAAGCUUACCUCAUUCAAAUAGCUGAAGAAAAGUUUUUCCAAUUUUUAAUACUUUAAAUGGCUGCUCACCUGUAAUAGUUCAAAAAAUGUCACUUAAACCAAAACAGUUUUUCAGCCGUCGAUAUAAUAUACUUGGAUUAUUCUAACUUUAGGAAAUAUCACUGCCAUCUGUAAAACGUAUAUCGGGCUAUAUUUAACAAGGUGUAAUCAUGAAAAUACUUGAAUAACAAGAACCUCGCAUUAAGCUUUUGAUGGGUAGCAUUCAAAGGCGAGCCACUGAGAGUUCUCGCGUCAGAAAGCUCUUGCUUCUUUUGCCCUAUCUAUUGGCUGGUAGCCUAAGAAUUCCAAAUUCCAAAUACGCGUGGGUAGAUGAGCUCACGGGCUCAAGCUGAGAGAAUUUGCUAACACUAGCCCUAGCAAGAGCAGUGCUUCGCUAAAUCUACCACCGGAUCGGAAUCGCGAUCCGCUGAGAAGAUCCGGCGAGAAACACAAUGGGCUGAUGUGCAUGAAGCUGUUUAGUUUCAUUAGGAUUUUCUCAGAGUUUUGUCACAAAUUGUGGUUUUUUUUUUCUCCUGUCUAUUCGAUGAUAGCUCAUAGGUGACACGCAUAUAGAAAAAACUCAUUGGCAUGUAUUUCCUCUUAAUGGGCCCAAUGAACCGAGAGAGUCUUAAUUCUUUAAUGCCUUAUAUGAGUCCCACUUGAUUUAGUAGUGCAUGGACAUUCCAGGACAGCCAGACCACAGUCCGCAAGGAUGCUUUUCAACCUAGUCUAAAGAAACUUACUUAAGGGAUAUUCAAGCUACGCUAUAACUAGGUAGGGGGCUCAAUCUGAAGAGAACGUGUUAACCAAUUUGACUCCAUUGGCAAAAACAGUAAUGUCGGUUUUUAUUGAUUUUCAUAGUUAAUCGUUUUGUCGUUAAUUGUGGAUUUGGUUAAGACAGUCUUUUUGUAAACGAAGCUGCCGGAUCUGGCUUCUUGGGGUUUUUUUAAAUCCUAAAUAUCCACUGAAAGAAUCUGUGAAAAUAACAAUAUUUUUACUGAGACUAUAUUUCAUCUCAUCUCAUUUCGUUUCAUUUAAUUUCAUCCCAAACAGUCACAAAUUCAAUUAACCUCAUCAUUAUAAUUACCAUCAUUUAUCAUAAUAAUAAUUAUUUUAACAAGAAUGUAAAAUGAAAAAGUGUGGCUCAAAAGUAUCGUUACCGAACCAGAAAGAUCUUCAAAAAACAAAUAAUUACGACAGAUACUUUGUAAUUUUGUGUGGGCCCUGGAUAAAUCGAAGGGCGAAAAGAGCGGAUUUUGUUUUUAAAAAUACGUCCCAUCGGAAUGAAAGAAGCUAAGGCUUUUUGUAUAACUGAAUGUUUUUUGUUUUUUCAUUCUUUUUAAUUAAUUUGUAAAUUUGUGUGUAAAUUUUGAUAUAAACUAUAAAAUAACAUAGAUUUAAAUUAUGUUACGUUUAGUAUAUGCUAGUUGAUAAAUGUUUAAAUUUUAGAAGAAAAAAAAAGUAUAAAUAAUAAUUUAGUGAUAUAAUUGACGCAAAAAAAAAACGAUUGUAUAGACUA
This is a messenger RNA of Bombyx mori (domestic silkworm), 6517 nucleotides long. RefSeq lists its product as uncharacterized. Gene Ontology annotation, cellular component: cytoplasm. Gene Ontology annotation, molecular function: mRNA regulatory element binding translation repressor activity. Lineage: Eukaryota; Metazoa; Arthropoda; Insecta; Lepidoptera; Bombycidae. Bases 613 to 1830 code for a protein of 405 amino acids. The record is from RefSeq and is a predicted model, not a curated record. Gene Ontology annotation, biological process: negative regulation of translational initiation. The transcript has 9 exons.